This is a messenger RNA of Mytilus californianus (California mussel), 2373 nucleotides long. RefSeq names its product G2/mitotic-specific cyclin-A-like. The coding region runs from base 179 to 1456 and encodes 425 amino acids. The transcript has 9 exons. Gene Ontology annotation, biological process: mitotic cell cycle phase transition; regulation of cyclin-dependent protein serine/threonine kinase activity. Gene Ontology annotation, cellular component: cytoplasm; nucleus; cyclin A2-CDK2 complex. Gene Ontology annotation, molecular function: cyclin-dependent protein serine/threonine kinase regulator activity. Lineage: Eukaryota; Metazoa; Mollusca; Bivalvia; Mytilida; Mytilidae. The record is from RefSeq and is a predicted model, not a curated record.
GAAUUCAAUGUCUGGCCUCAGUUUGAUUAGCAUCUCAGCUGAGAUUACUUUAAAAAAAAAUAUCUGAGGAACACAGAAGUACUGAAUAAACUGAUAACAUUACAUCCAAGAACGUCACACAGAAGGUCACUACAAGUGAAAAUAACAUUAUUUUUCCAUAGAACUCUUUCGUUUCACAAUGUCUUUUGUUUUUGGCUCUACGAUCCAGGACGAAAAUGUUGAGAACCAAGGGAGACGUGGAAAAAGAGUUGAACAAGGAGUUACUACAAGGAACAACGCACCCAAGAGGGCAGCCCUCGGAGUCAUCACAAAUCAAGUUCGAGUGCAACCACGAAGGGCAGCUAAACCAUCUAAGGUUGGUGGGAAUGAUGAAAAUGCAUAUCCAAAACAAGCCAAGGUAUUUGGACAGGAGAACCAACCAUUUACCAUCUUUGUUGAUGAUAAUGUUGCAGCAAGUAAACCUUUGUCUAAACCAUCCAACAAUGGUGGCAAGUUGAAGCUGUCUCAAUCUAUUACUGCACUGCCAGUCCGACAUCAACCAAUUUCUGCCGUCAAUGAUAUCAUCUGUGUUGACGAUUCUAUAGAAGAAUCUCCAAUGGUGUUGGAUACCACACACGAGGAAAUGGAAGACAAAAAGCCUUUAGACAGAGAAUCAAUUAUUACCAUGGUACCUGAAUAUGUAGAAGAAAUUUAUGCACAUUUGAGAGAAGCUGAGGCAAAAAAUAGACCAAAACAUAAUUACAUGAAAAAACAAUCGGAUAUAACAGCAUCAAUGAGGAGCAUUCUGGUAGAUUGGUUAGUUGAAGUAUCUGAGGAAUACAAACUGCACAGAGAAACAUUAUUCUUAGCUGUGAACUACAUUGAUAGAUUUCUAUCCUACAUGUCUGUACAGAGAGGAAAACUUCAGCUUGUUGGAGCUGCCAGCAUGUUUCUUGCAUCAAAAUACGAGGAAAUCUAUCCACCAGAUGUUGGAGAAUUUGCCUAUAUCACAGAUGACACCUACACAAAGCAACAGGUAUUGAGAAUGGAACACCUUGUUCUGAAGGUUCUGACAUUUGAUGUAGCUGUGCCAACAACAAAUUGGUUCUGUGAUCACUUCCUGACAGACUCUGAUGCCGACAGUAAAGUCAAAGCCUUGUCUAUGUUCUUAGCAGAAAAUACAUUGAUAGAAGCUGAUACUUUCUUGAAAUACCUUCCUAGUCAAAUAGCAGCUGCCUGUAUAUGUUUAGCAAGAUUUUCUCUUGAACAAGAACCCUGGCCUCAAUCCCUGAUCAAAUCCAGUGGUUAUGAAGUAGGACAUUUUGUUGACUGUUUGAAAGACCUUCAUAAACUCUACCUAAAUGCUGACAAGAGUCCACAGCAGUCAGUAGUUGAAAAAUACAGAAGUACAAAAUAUGAAGAAAUCUCAAAUUUCCAGAAGUUCCCACCUCCAGCCAGUCUGCCUCUGAUUGUGUAGAGAUUACUGUCCUAUAUUUACCACAGUUCUUUCAUCAGCACCAGGUUAUGAUCAGCUUCGUGGCCGUGGCUAUGUGUGGGAAAUUAUUUAUUGACAAUUCUUGUUCCUUUCCCAUACCUUUCAGGUGCAAUAAGGAAGGCAGCUCCUAUUUCAUGUGUGUGAUGUGUAUGUUUCUGAUGAAUGUGUGUGUAUGUUGAUGUGGUUGUGAAUUUGUGUAAAAGAUAAUAUAAAGGUACGACUCCUCAUUGCUAAUCAUGAUUUUAAAAAUGCAUGUUCUCUCAUAAGUCAUGUAUGAAUGAAUUUUAAAAUUACCAAAGCCAUUUAAAUGCAAAUUUUUUUUUAUAUUUUUACCUCUUUUUUUAUUUUUUUUAAAAGUGGCAUGAAUUUGUUUUUAGUUGACUUUUAUUUUUAAAAGUUUAUUCGAUUGCAUAACUAUUGUCUCACAGAAUCUCCUUCAAAAGAUUUUUACUGUCUGUUUAUUACAUUGUUUUUACAUGUCAAUUUUGUGUUUUUUUUUAUCCACGAAGUUAAAAUCCUAUUUGUAACUUUAUGAAAUACGCAAGUUAUACAUUCUUAGUGCUCCGAUUUGUUUUUCGACAUCUUUUUUCUCGAAAUAAUUUUGAUGGAGGUUUUUAAGGACAUUGUUUGCCAUAAUCAUUGCAUAAAUUUUAUUAAGUUGAUGCUUAUUUUUAUUACUAGUUGUAUAUUAUCAUGUAAACUGUAAAUAUUCAUGUACAAGAACAAAUAUAUUUUAAAUUAAAAUCAGUUGUCUUUGUUUUAUUUGUAAAUAGAUAUGGUUAUGGGUUUUUAUUAAUAAGUUGGUCUUUGAAGUUAAAAAAUCAUUGGAGCACUUGUUUUGGCAUAAAUCGAUUCAUUGACCAUUUUAUUGUUUUGAAAAAUAAAAGCAUUUUAAAUAA